AUGAGCAACUACACCACAAUUUCAGACGGCGUCAUCGUGACCGAUAACGGGAUCCCACCCCCAGCGAACUGGACGAAUACGUUUGAGGACAUGGGAGGAGACAUGCUUUGGGGUCAAGGUGGUCAAAUGGAGGAUGAGAUUCGUUCACGCGGCAUCGACGGGGAGAUCAGGCCGCACUAUGGCAUGGCACCCUACACUGGAGAGGCACUCUACCUAUUCGAGGUCGGCAGUAGCCAGUUUUUCUUCUUCAAUGCUAUAGAUGGAUCUAUGUUGCAGAUUAGGGAUCAGUCGGAUCUGAAAAGCAUCGUGGAUAUCCUUGAUGAUGACAACCGAGGCUUACCUUCGCUGGACAUUGGGGAAGUUUAG
Messenger RNA from Fusarium poae, 366 nucleotides. RefSeq lists its product as uncharacterized. The record is from RefSeq and is a predicted model, not a curated record. The coding region runs from base 1 to 366 and encodes 121 amino acids. NCBI's taxonomy places the organism in Eukaryota, Fungi, Ascomycota, Sordariomycetes, Hypocreales, Nectriaceae. The transcript is spliced from 2 exons.